UUUGACGUUUCGGAAACAUAAUAAAAAAAUUUACGUGGAGACUGGAGGCGAUAGUAUAGGAAAACAUUUAUUCAAACAUAAUCGAUAUGACGACACGUACUUUAUAAAUGAAGGCUGUCGUGUUUUGAACUACCAGUCGGUAACGUAACUUCGGCGAGACGUUCGGCUACAGUGGGAGCCAACGUUGUACGUGGAGAGCAUCGCUAAAUCGUAUAAACACUAUUUAGUAUUUUAAAUUGUAAGUGUGGAGUGAGUGUCAUCGAUUACAUAAAAUGCCUUGCCCUUUCCUAGGAUCAAUGAAUCAAGGAUUCGUGCGGAAUUACGGCAGCGCCCUGCUCAAGCAAUAUGGGAAUUUGUGCCCAAUACUUUCGCGAGGUUUCCGCUCGCUCGGGGUCGACGAGACCAAGUGCCCGUUCAUUCAGGAGGCUCCGAAGGAGAUGACCGAGGACAUCAAAGAGAGCGGGCCGACUUACCAAUACGAGAAGUUCUUCAGUGAACAGAUCAACGCUAAGAAGAAGGAUUACUCUUACAGAGUGUUCCGCAAGGUCUCCCGUCUGGCGGCCGACGGUAUGUAUCCGCAGGCUUUGGAAGGCGCCGACAAUCGUCGCGUGACGGUCUGGUGUGCGAAUGACUACCUCGGCGCAUCGCGCCACCCCGUGGUCCAGGACGCGGCCAUCUCCGCCAUCAAGUCUUACGGUACAGGCGCGGGAGGCACUCGCAACAUCGCGGGCAACUCGCAAAUGACUGAAAAACUCGAAGCCGAAAUCGCCAAACUUCACAAAAAGCCUGCCGCACUAAUCUUCAGUUCCUGUUUUGUUGCGAAUGAUGCAACAUUAUCAACUUUAGCGAAAAUAAUGCCCGGUUGUAUAGUUUAUUCCGACGCGGGCAACCACGCGUCUAUGAUACAGGGGAUCAGGAACAGCCGGGCUCCAAAGCAUAUAUUUAGGCACAAUGACCCCAAUCACCUUAGAGAAUUGUUAUCAGCAUCCCCAGCUGGUGUACCGAAGCUAGUCGUUUUUGAGACUGUUCACUCUAUGAGUGGAGCUAUUUGUCCUUUAGAAGAAAUGUGUGAUAUUGCUCAUGAGCAUGGGGCAUUGACCUUCGUAGAUGAAGUACACGCAGUAGGUUUGUACGGGAAACAUGGUGCUGGAAUAGGAGAAGAAAGGGGUCUGGAACACCACAUAGAUAUUGUGUCUGGGACUUUGGGUAAAGCCUUUGGGAAUGUUGGAGGAUACAUUGCUGGCUCUUCUCUUCUCAUUGAUACAAUCAGGUCAUUAGCACCUGGGUUUAUCUUCACCACAGCGCUUCCACCACCAACUUUAGCGGGCUCUCUCGCAGCUAUCCGCCUUCUAGCCAGCGGAGAGGGCAGAAGUAUGAGAGCAAAACACCAAGGAAUUGUCCGUUACUUAAAGCUCUCUUUACUCAUAGCUGGUCUUCCCCAAAUGCCAUCUGUGAGUCACAUAGUACCGGUGCCGAUAACUGGGGCAGACAAAGUUGCCAUGGUGGCUGAGUCGUUAAUGAAAAGAGGGCAUUAUGUGCAAGCUAUAAACUACCCAACAGUAGCUAGAGGUGAGGAACGUUUGAGGUUUGCACCGGGGCCACACCACACCCCUGAAAUGAUUGACAGCCUCAUCACUGCCUUGAUUGAAUCAUUCCAUGAAAAUAACAUAAGUUUCGACCAGUUUAUGGUCAACGGCGCUUGCCGUGAAUGCAGUAUGGAGUACAAAGUCGACGUCGCGUACGAAGAACCAUACAAAUACACCAUGAUUGCUGCAUAAUUGCAUAUAAAAUAGACGACAUAAAAAAGCUUCUCUCAUGGCAUAUUUACAUUGAGUCAGUUACUAACUCAAAAUCAAAUUAGCUAAGUAAUUAGAUUGGAUUCUUAGCUUAAAAUAAUUACUGAUUACUGGAUAGUUAUGUGCUAGAAUCAAAAAGUAGAACACAAGUCAUUAAUAACCCAGUAAUAGUAUCUAAAUUGAUUAAUAAAUGUUUGUAAUAACUGAAUCUUUGUAAAUCUGUCGUAUUUCCUAUAUGCAGGAAUAAAAUGUCAUAAUUAAUAUGUUAAAAUAUUGCAAAGUUUAUUUUCAGUUGUUAUAACUACGGUGUGGUUUUAUGGUAGGGAUAAAUAAAAGUAUGGUAUAAUU
This is a messenger RNA of Pararge aegeria (speckled wood butterfly), 2144 nucleotides long. RefSeq names its product 5-aminolevulinate synthase, nonspecific, mitochondrial (gene Alas). Gene Ontology annotation, biological process: erythrocyte development; hemoglobin biosynthetic process; heme biosynthetic process. The transcript has a single exon. Gene Ontology annotation, molecular function: 5-aminolevulinate synthase activity; pyridoxal phosphate binding. The coding region runs from base 273 to 1778 and encodes 501 amino acids. NCBI's taxonomy places the organism in Eukaryota, Metazoa, Arthropoda, Insecta, Lepidoptera, Nymphalidae. Gene Ontology annotation, cellular component: mitochondrion. The record is from RefSeq and is a predicted model, not a curated record.